Molecule: messenger RNA, 2286 nt
Organism: Nylanderia fulva
Lineage: Eukaryota; Metazoa; Arthropoda; Insecta; Hymenoptera; Formicidae
Product: neurocalcin-delta B-like
Molecular function (GO): calcium ion binding
Source: RefSeq, a predicted model, not a curated record
UUCACAUUAUACUAUAAUAAUGUAUAAUAGUGUAUAUAAUUUAUUUUUGUACGUAAAAGACAGAGAAAAAGAUAGCUUGGAAUAUUAUUAAUAUAUUAGAUUGAUGUAAUGGAUUUAGAAUGUCUAUAUUACACAAAUUGACAAACAAAUCCUCGGAUAAGUUGCUUUUAAAUUAGCAGAUACUUGAUAAGUCCAUAUGCACACCUUAAAUUUAACAUUAAAAGAUAUUGUGCUAGUGCAAAUUGAUUUUGCAGCAUAAUCAAUGCUCUUUUAUUAUAAAAUGUUUAAAACAUUAAUUCAUAAAUUGUAUUUUCACAUAUUGCUCAAUUUUUUAUUCUGACGUUUGUAGUGCGCUUUUUCUCUUUUUAAUUCAACACAAGUAUGAAUGCAGACUAAGAAACGAAGUAUAAUAAGAUUUCUGUACGAAGAUGCAAGACAAUUGUUUCCUCGCUUCAUACUUUACAUGCUGAACACGUUACAGUAAGUAACUAUGUGUAAUUGCGUCAAUAUAUUUAUGUAUACUAUUUUGCAUUAUCACACACACAUAAACAAAUACACAUAUAAACAUACCGACUGAAAUACUCAUAAUCACUGGAUGUAUAUUGUCCAAAAUGAUAUAGGUUGUUAUAAUAAAUCAUAUUUUUAACGCAUGCUACGAGUUCUUGUUUGGCACGACAGAUUGGAAGUUUGAUCGAAAGUUUCUUUUACCAGGGACAAACAGGUGCGGCAGGAUAAGGCACGCGUCCUGGAAAUGCAUAUGAAUCGGGAUUUAUCGUCCUGCAGAUCUGCUUCCAACGUUCUUUACCGCCUCUGCCUUGACGAUAUUGUUGAUACGAAGCAUCUUCUCCGUUUGGAUAGUAUCCGGUAUUUUGAUUGUCGUAUGAGGAUUGUCGAGGAAACCAUAAAUCGAGCCAAGUUCGUAAUCCUACUUAGAAGGAAAGAAAUGUUAUCUUUCUCAAUCAGCAUUAAUACAUAUCAGCAUCCCAUGAAGUGUAUCUUACUACAGUCAUCAAGCUUCUUUCCCAUUGAUUAUUCAUCAUUUUAUCAUCUGUGCAAUCUCCUGACCUUAUUCACAUUACAGAUCAAAAAGUUGAAAAUGUCCGGAUGAUGUCCAGUGCGCCUAAAGAUCAUCCAGACACCGCUCUUGCGUCGCUUCUCGUCGAGAUUUGCAGAUAUGCCAAGCUAAAUCGUCUAAAUAUUUUGGCUACUGCAGACUUCAUCGUCAAAACUGCUUGGUACAGCUGGCUGCAGCAGUCAGUUUUGCUUCGUUCGUAAAAAGCAUCGAUCGUCGAGUCGUUUCGUUGUGUAUCUCUUCGAAUUCUUUCAAAUGUCAAAUUUAAACAAUGUCGACGAUAAAGACAACUAUCAGUCUCUUCGCCGAUCAAGCUUAUCGAUAAAAAUGCAACGUAGUCUAAGGAAAGUGAGAAAAAGUAUCCAAAAAAUUACUGAGAGUAUUCUGGAAGAUGAUAAGCAUUCGUUGUACAUCUUUCCCGAGCAACUAUCAAUUCUAACUUGGCGCACCGGUUUCUCCAAAGAUGAAAUUCGCAAGUUGUAUCACUCCUUCAAACAAUUGUGUCCCAGGGGAUGUGCGAUGACUGGCGAUUUGAAAUCCGCGUACACCAAGUUGUUCCCGUUAGGCGAUCCAGCCAAGUACGCGCAAAUCGUGUUCAACAGUUUCGACAAGGAUGGUGAUGGUAUUGUUAACUUCAGUGAUCUUCUCAGAGUUAUGACAUUGAUUAUCAACGGUAAUAUGGAUCAAAAACUUUCCUGGAUAUUCGAGUUGUACGAUCUGAAUGGGGACGGUUGCAUUACAAGACAAGAAAUGCUAAUCAUAAUAUCUGCGAUUUACGAGAUGGUGCAGGACGCACAGAAUGUUGCCCAGUCCAUAGUUGACAGCCAAGUGGACAGAUUCUUCGAAAAAAUGGAUGCGAAUAGAGAUGGUGUAGUCUCCAGAGAAGAAUUCAUGAGCGGUUUAAAAAUGUACGGAAAUAUGUCAUAUUUUAUGUUAUAAGAAUGCCGUAUAUAAUUUGAGUUUAACAUCAGAAGGACAUUCGAAUAAAAGUUUGAAGAGCAUCUUUUUUAUAUAUUAAAUAUAGUGAAACGUUUUUUUAUAAGACAUAUUAUUAUAAUUUUAAUAUUAAUCAAAAAUGUAACAGAUAUAACUUACACAAUUGUUUUGUCAGACCUUUUGAUGUUAAAGUUCAGCACAAAUUAGUAGGUUUUACUUUAAUAAUAGCGAAAAUGAUAUAUGUAUACGAGAAACAAGUAUCAUAACAAAAUUAAACA